AUGUUCAAAAGCAUCCUCCCUUCCCGACGGGCGCCUUCCUCCACCACUGAGUUUCAGAUGCUCACGUCCCCUGUUGACUCAACCGACUCCGAACCCAACGGCAAGGAAAACUACUUUGCGAACAACGGCUCUUCUUACGACCUUAACGCGAAACCGAAGACGACAAAGCACAAGAAGAUGAAGAGCAAGGGACAGCCGGAGAUACAGGCUCCCUUGUCCAACCAGGACUUCGACCGACUGCUCGAUGACCUCCAGAUACCAGACACACUUCGCCCGAAGUUGGCGACCAUGGACGCAUCUGUGAAGAUGGCGUUCCUCAAAUCCUCUCAGGUCCUCGCCCUGAAGCCUGCGCCCGCCGCCGCUCCCCUGACGCCUCGCUCUCUGCGACGAGCGCAAAGCAGCGAGUCUGUUCUCUCGUCACCUCGCCCACUAAAGUCCGGCUUGGAAUCCUACGACCUCCCCGGCCGUUCUCAAUCCUCCUUCGGAACCGGCCACUUGCGUGGUAUGUCCAUGGAUGUCCGAGGACAACCUCUGGACUCCAGGGCAGCUCCCGUCGCCCCCCUGAAAGUCACCAAGGACAAGAAGAAGGCCGGUAGCACCCCUGCGCCCGAGAAGUAUGUGAGCAUGCUUCUUGGGCAGUCGAGUACUGCGAUGGACGUGGAGGUAGUGAAGAAGCUCAGGCUUCUUUUGAGGAACGAGUCGGCAAGCUGGACCGACGACUUUGUUCAGAAUGGCGGCUACGACGCGCUGCUUACCCGUCUUAACGAGAUUCUUGAAGUCGAGUGGCGGGAAGAACAGCACGAUGAUCAGAUGCUGUAUGAACUUCUGCGAUGCGUCAAGGCGCUCUCUACAUCGGCAGUCGGUUGCAAUGCCCUGCGGCUAGCAUGUCCACAGCCAUUCGACAAGCUCGUUUCACUCUUGUACUCCGACAAGAAGCCGGGCGAUGUUCCCACCAGGCAACUCAUAGUCGAGCUGCUCCUCUUCCUCUUCGAUCUAUAUCCCCCGUCCUCCCUCCCGUCAGUCGGCAGCCCAGCGCCAGGACACUCCCGCUCGCGGUCUCGCUCUGUCCCUUGGGAGCUCUCCGAGGGUAUGAGAUCAACAGGCAACCUCGUGGUUCUCCCACACCCACACUCCACCGUUUUCGCAUUUGUCAAGAGUCUUCUACUCACCCCUGCGCCACCCCCGAGUGAGGCUCCUGGGACACCCCUCGAGCCUCACGCAUUCAUUGAGGACCUCCGUCGGCCUCGCAUCUACAAGACGUACCUCCAAGAACUUUCCGACAUUUGCCGGGACUACUUCUGGGUGUUCUGCCACCCCAGCAACACCAUCUGGGAGCUAAAUGAAACUGACGAGGCGAAGGUGGAGAAGCCUCGAGCACCUGGUGGCAUGACUGGAGGCGUCGAGUAUGAGGCGAUGUGCUACAUGACGAUGCACUUCAAGUUCAUCAACGCCAUCGCGGUGUGCACUCAGGCGCUGAACUUGCCGAAAGAGCACGAGAACUCAGCGUUCCGCUUCCACCAGGACAUGCUCCAGUCCGGGAUCGAGCGCAUUAUCUCGGUCGCGCGCAAGGCGUCGACGACGUACUACCCCACCCUUCACCUUGAGCUCGCACGCUACAUGCACGCAGCCGGUCUCUCUGGGGUCGACAUCCCCUGGACGCUCUCGCGCAUGCUCGGCCAGCCCCCUGCGGGCGUGCGCCGUCCCACGCCUCCCGUCAUCCCCGCGGCAGCGACACAGAACACCCCAACAACGCCGACGAAGCAGCGGACCGCGCCCGCGCCCGGGUUCGCGGGGUACCCGGCGUACCCCGCUCUGCCGUCUGGACGGCAGUCGGGGGAGCAGAGUCGGAAGGUGACGCCGAUGUUCAACUGA
Epithele typhae is the source of this 1872-nucleotide messenger RNA. RefSeq names its product armadillo-type protein. The transcript is spliced from 6 exons. Bases 1 to 1872 code for a protein of 623 amino acids. NCBI's taxonomy places the organism in Eukaryota, Fungi, Basidiomycota, Agaricomycetes, Polyporales, Epitheliaceae. Gene Ontology annotation, molecular function: actin binding; small GTPase binding. Gene Ontology annotation, biological process: actin cytoskeleton organization. The record is from RefSeq and is a predicted model, not a curated record.